AUGGCAGACAAAGAUGGAUGGCAUUUCAUAAAUAAUGGAAAAUACACAGUUAAAUCUGGAUAUCAGGUUGAAAGGAUAUACCCAGAUAAGGAAAAAUCACCAUUAGUGUUUGGACCCACGAUGGAUACUUUAAAGGCAUAUUGUUGGAAAAUACGGUGCCCACCAAAGACUAAGCAUUUUCUAUGGCAAUUGGUGACAGGGUGUAUAGCAGUCAAGAAGAAUCUGCAUAAGCGAGGGAUUCCCGGAGAUAUCGUUUGUGCAAGAUGUGGAGCUGAGGAUGAAUCGAUCAACCAUGUAUUCUUCGAAUGUCCUCCUGCAAUUCAGACAUGGGCUCUUUCAAAGAUUCCAACAAAUCCAGCUAUGUUUCCAACAAGUUCUCUCUUUGUGAACAUGGAUCAUCUCUUUUGGAGAAUUGUUCCACAGAUGGAGGAUCAUCAGUUUGCAUGGAUACUAUGGUAUAUAUGGAAAGGAAGAAAUAAUAAAAAUUUUAGUAAUCUGAAUGUGGAUCUGUUGGAUACCCUUAAACUGGCAGAAACGGAAUCAAAACUCUGGGCUGAGGCACAAAUACUGACUGAUCACAAGAGGAUUCCACAGGUAGAGGCUACGAUUCUUCCGUCAAUUCCAGGAAGAUGGUGUUUGACGGAUGGUUCCUGGAAAGAGAAUGAGGUUUUUUCAGGUCAAGGAUGGUACAGUACUCUAGAAGGAUUUGCGGGUUUGAUGGGUGCAAGGAAUGUUCGGGCUUCCCUUACUCCUCUUCAUGCGGAGAUGGAAGCUUUAUUAUGGGCAAUGAAAUGUAUGAAAAACUUACGACAAUUUCAGGUUACGUUUGCAACGGAUUGUUCUCAAUUGGUGAAGAUGGUUUCAGAACCAGAAGAAUGGCCAGCAUUUGCAAGUUAUUUGGAAGAUAUAAACAGCAUGAAAGAAAGUUUUUUCCGAGCAGAGAUUAUCUAUGUACCAAGAACGCAGAACAAGAAGGUGGAUAGCUUAGCCCGCACUGCUAGGAAGGAAACGUCUUUUGUAGUUCACAUGGAUCAAGAUCCCCCAGUUUGUUUCACAGAGUCAAUAUGAGUCUGUAAAGUUGAUGACAAGAAAAAAAAAAAAUACAAUCGAAGAGUUUAGUUAGUCGGUAAGUGUAUGGGCCUUUGACAUCAUGUUUAAAGGUCGCCCAGAAAAUCUAUAUCAACAACGUGCAAAUUUGUCUAACUAAUCCACCGACUCUUUCCUACUAUAUAUUUACGUGAAGACAUCCUUAACAUCAAAGAUUCUCUUUUUUCUUCUUUUUGCAGUUUUGGUUUCUUCAAUCAUCUGCGACAGAUUCUCAACUUGGGGAUAGUGGUUUCAACGUUUAAAGAGAAAACAAUGGUUCUUCGGCGGCGUAAUUUCAGGUUUUAGUUUUUCCAGAUUUCAGUUUAAAAUUACCUCAGCGGAAACCUGUUCUUGAUAUAUUAUGAAUCUUCAAUCGUGUUUUUAAUGUUUUUGAUCUGAUUUUAUAUAUUAUCCUUAUGUCACUGUAUUAUGAGAAGACCUGAGAGCGUAAACAAAUUUUUCAUAUUGAUUCUUCUCAUGCCAGAUUAAAUAUAAAACGACCUUUUGAAUUCUCCAGCACCAAUCAAGAAUCGUUUCUCAAUAAUGAACUAAAACUUUAUUUCGUUGCAAGUUUAACAGUCAGUAAAUAACUACACGAAGGGAUGAGGGAAAUAAAAGAUAGUGGAUCUCAAGGAUUUAUGAUGGUAAGAACGGUCAAUUGACUAACUAAGGAGGCUUUAUUAAGCUCAUAUCAUAUGUAGUAUAUGAUAUUUCGUCACCAUGAUCGUAGUAUUUUAAAAUAUUCAACUAUUUCCACAAGUCAACUAUCAUCGAUUUUCUGGAAUAUACAGUGUCAUUUCCGGACUUGCAUAGCUUACAACUCUAUUUCAAGCAAUGAUCAGGCAAUCCAUGUGUUAUCUAGAUGUCAUUUGGUCUCCUAAUUAUACAAUAAUUCCAAACUAUUUUCUUAUGUUAUCUGCACAUAAUUUUUCCUUAUUUAUUCAUGUAUUGGUUAGUACACUCUCUAUUGUGGAAGCUAAAAAGGGAUUUGAGCUUUGGUAAGCAGGACAAUUGAUGCUCACCUCUGUUUCUACAAAUAGGCACGUCUUAUUGCAGGAGUUGGCGGAAGAACACCAAAAGGAUGUGAAAAUCAUAAGAUGGUGUCACGUAACGAAAGGAUGCAACAACACCAAAGCAAAUUGAUCUAAUAUGAACACAAGUGGUUCUCCAACUGGCAUGAAAAUACCUUUUGUACUGAGACUUAAAUUGCAUGUUAAUUUUGAACUCAAGUGGUUUUCCAAAUAAAAUUAAAAAUUUCAUGUUAA
Brassica napus (rape) is the source of this 2351-nucleotide messenger RNA. RefSeq lists its product as uncharacterized. NCBI's taxonomy places the organism in Eukaryota, Viridiplantae, Streptophyta, Magnoliopsida, Brassicales, Brassicaceae. The transcript is spliced from 2 exons. The record is from RefSeq and is a predicted model, not a curated record. Gene Ontology annotation, molecular function: nucleic acid binding; RNA-DNA hybrid ribonuclease activity. The coding region runs from base 1 to 1068 and encodes 355 amino acids.